Diversispora eburnea is the source of this 261-nucleotide messenger RNA. Lineage: Eukaryota; Fungi; Glomeromycota; Glomeromycetes; Diversisporales; Diversisporaceae. The record is from the annotation of a GenBank genome assembly.
AUGGACAGUGGUGAUCAUUGUAAUAAAGGAUCCGAAUUCGCGCUCUACAUCAAAAGUGCUCUGUCACGUGAUAUCGAUGUACGUUUAAAGAGUACACAAGAUUUUUUAUGCCUUUAUCCAUUGAUAAAAGGUUUUGUAAUGGAUGAUAUUAUUAGAAUUGUUCUCAAAGAUUCGGAUGUCUGUGAUAUACAUUCGGCACUUCUAGUUGACCGAGCUGCUAUUCCAUCUUACUGGAAAGCUUUACCAAGAAAAGGAGCAUGA